AUGAAUCAAUCGACGGAUCUCCUCGUCGCUGACACCACUGCUCCCAGUUUUCCUCACCAACAAGCUUGGGAGUGGUUGAAAGAGAACGUGAAAUGGGAAUUUAUUGCAAAAGCGGGUGAAGAAUCCCAACCUCCUUCUUCAAAACGAACCAAAACAUCUUCAUCCAAUGCCUACACAUCAUCAUCUGAUCCAAAGUAUCCUCCUGACAGUCGUUUAGUGUUGAAGACUCACCACCUCAGAGAAAAAGAAAAGGAAAGAAAUCAGCAUCGACAUCAUCACCAGAAAAUGAAAUGUUUGAUCUUGUCAAACAAAUUGCCGACAUCAAGACUGCAACCGAAACAGAGGCGGAACAGAGACAAUGAUACUGGGAACAAAAAUUGCACAUUCUCGAAGCUAAUAAACAAUGAAAAGCUCAACUAUUGGAUCAAGAGAUAG
This is a messenger RNA of Lactuca saligna, 435 nucleotides long. The record is from the annotation of a GenBank genome assembly. Lineage: Eukaryota; Viridiplantae; Streptophyta; Magnoliopsida; Asterales; Asteraceae.